CUGCCUACAUCACAACAGUCCGGUUCCCAACCAGAUCAAAGGCAAAACGAUGACCCGCGUAGUAAUCGUCGGUGGAGGCGCAGCAGGAAUCAACACCGCGCAGGCGCUGGCCAAGAACCUCACGGAGGAUGAUGACGCAGAGGUCGUCGUGCUUGAGAAGAACGCCCACUUCUAUCACGUUGUCGGUGCCCCACGAGCCUAUGUGGAUGCCGACUACACCAACAAGAUGUUUAUCCCCUAUGACAACGCCAUCCCCAAACACGCCGCCAAGUUCGUUCGCAUCGUGCGCGGAGUAGCGACACACAUUUCGGCCGACACAAAUGAAGUGUCAUACCACGCAAUCGAUAGCAACGACAAGGAGAGUGAGGCGACGUCGAAGUUGAAGUUCGACUACCUGGUUUUGGCCACAGGUAGUUCGUACUCGGUGCCUAUCAAACCCGACAGUCGUGACCACGCUCGCUCGGCGACAGAGGCAAAGCUACAAGAAGUACGUGGCCACAUUGAAAAAGCGGAGAGGAUCUUGGUCGUCGGUGGAGGUGCCGUGGGUUGCGAGGUGGCUGCGGAGAUCAAGUCGAAAUACCCGAAAAAGUCGGUGACGAUCGUGGACGCGAACAAACAGCUCAUCGCAGGCAACAACCUUCGCGAUAAGUUCUACUCGUAUUUGAAUGCUUCAAUGGAGAAGCUUGGGGUGAAGGUGAUUGUGGGCGAGCGUUUGACAGAACGUCUGAGCAGCAACGGCUUCGAGACGCGGACAUUGCGCACUGAUCAGGGCACGGAGAUCACGUCGGAUAUCCAGCUUCUUUGUGGCGGAUUCAGCCCCGUGGCCGCGUUGGUGAAAGAGAUGGAUGCGUCGCUGGUGACCGAGCGUGGAUCUGUCAAGGUGAACGACAAUUUGCAGCUGGAGGGUGAGAAAUACGCUCACAUUUUUGCUCUGGGUGACGUGUGCAACCAUCCAGCACCAAAAAUGGCAUUCAUCGCUGGUGAGCAAGGGAAAUUUCUGGCUGGCGAGCUGGCGGCGGUGAUUCAAAAGAAACAAACAGAAUUUAUGAAGCCAUUCGAUACUCCAGCCGUACCCGCGAUGAUUCUGCCUCUAGGUCCGCGCGGUGGAGUUUCGCAGCUACCUUUUUGGGGCGGCGUUGUGGUCGGUGACUGGUUCACGUGGUUGCUCAAGUCGAGGGACUAUUUUGCAGGCCGAAUCUGGGCUAGCAUCGGCGCGACAGUUCCCAGCAAUUAG
Molecule: messenger RNA, 1234 nt
Organism: Phytophthora infestans T30-4
Lineage: Eukaryota; Oomycota; Peronosporomycetes; Peronosporales; Peronosporaceae
Product: pyridine nucleotide-disulfide oxidoreductase, putative
Exons: 1
Coding region: 50-1234 (394 amino acids)
Cellular component (GO): cytoplasm
Molecular function (GO): flavin adenine dinucleotide binding; electron-transferring-flavoprotein dehydrogenase activity
Source: RefSeq, a predicted model, not a curated record